UGUAGUUGGUUCAGGGCAAGGUGAAUAGGAAACUGGUGAGCUCUCUGGAGAGGGGCGCUUAUGUGCUAACAGCGGAGGUGACAACCAGAGUCGUGUCCGUACAGGAGUCAUGAAGCUCGGCCCUUUAUCGUGGAGCAGCGUGUGCCUGCUGCUCGUCUAUGUGCUGGGAGUGGUAGCUGCCGGACGCGACUUUUAUAAAAUCCUGGGGGUUUCACGUGGCGCUUCUGUAAAGGAAAUAAAAAAGGCUUAUAGAAAACUAGCAUUACAGUUGCAUCCGGACCGAAAUCCAGAUGAUCCACAAGCACAAGAAAAGUUCCAAGAUUUAGGUGCUGCCUAUGAGGUGCUUUCUGAUGAAGAAAAAAGAAAACAGUAUGAUGCAUAUGGUGAAGAAGGACUUAAAGAUGGCCAUCAAAGUUCUCAUGGUGACAUAUUCUCACAUUUCUUUGGCGAUUUUGGAUUCAUGUUUGGAGGCAAUCCACGUCAACAAGACAGGAAUGUUCCACGCGGCAGUGACAUCAUAAUUGAUCUGGAAGUGACACUAGAGGAAGUUUAUUCUGGAAACUUUGUAGAGGUGGUAAGAAAUAAGCCUGUGGCCCGUCAGGCACCAGGCAAGAGAAAAUGUAACUGUCGACAAGAAAUGAGAACAACACAGCUGGGGCCUGGCCGUUUCCAAAUGACGCAGGAAGUUGUUUGUGAUGAAUGCCCUAAUGUCAAACUUGUAAAUGAGGAACGAACAUUAGAAGUUGAAAUUGAACCCGGUGUUCGAGAUGGUAUGGAGUAUCCAUUCAUUGGAGAAGGUGAACCCCAUAUAGAUGGAGAGCCUGGUGACUUGCGCUUUCGAAUCAAAGUUCUCAAACAUCCUAUAUUUGAGCGAAGAGGGGAUGACCUUUACACAAAUGUCACCAUUUCUUUAAUUGAAGCUCUUAUUGGUUUUGAAAUGGACAUUACACAUUUGGAUGGCCACAAAGUUCAUAUAAUGCGAGACAAAAUAACAAAACCAGGAGCAAAGCUGUGGAAAAAAGGAGAGGGCCUUCCAAAUUUUGACAAUAAUAACAUCAAAGGAUCCCUAGUUAUUACUUUUGAUGUGGAAUUUCCAAAGGAACAGCUAACAGAGGAGCAGAAAAAUGGUGUGAAACAGCUCUUGAAACAUGGAUCUGUGCAAAAGGUUUAUAAUGGACUUCAGGGCUAUUAACCAUACAAGAUCUUUAGGCAAAAGACUAACUGGAUCUAUUUAUUCUGGGUUUAUUUGUGUUUUUUAUAUAAAUAAAUGUUCCAUUGAAUUGGUCUUUAA
This is a messenger RNA of Bufo bufo (common toad), 1291 nucleotides long. It is a transcript of the gene DNAJB11, whose product is annotated as DnaJ heat shock protein family (Hsp40) member B11. Gene Ontology annotation, cellular component: endoplasmic reticulum. Bases 110 to 1192 code for a protein of 360 amino acids. The record is from RefSeq and is a predicted model, not a curated record. Gene Ontology annotation, biological process: protein folding; protein maturation. NCBI's taxonomy places the organism in Eukaryota, Metazoa, Chordata, Amphibia, Anura, Bufonidae. The transcript has 10 exons. Gene Ontology annotation, molecular function: misfolded protein binding.